GCGAAGACGACCUGGGGCGGGACUGCGAGGCCAGGGUCCCUUUCGCUUUCCCUUUACUUUUUUCCAACCGCCGCUGAGAUUUCGCACGGCUCCCGCUGACGCACCGACAAAUCGACAAGCAACGCUGGAAGCAAAUGAGUCGCGGGGGCGCCCCGUAGCGGAGGAGCCUCGCACGCCAUGCAAUCCCCGCCGGACUGGCCCCCGGAGCCUGGCGCCCUCCGACCCUCGCCCUUCCCGCACCCUGUGUUGCAUGCCCUCCACAGCUUGGCCCGCAUGCUGCUCUUCCCGGCCUACUGGACCCUGGACCAGCUGCUGGGCUGCUGGGCGCCAGUGGCGCACCCCAGCGGCCUGAGAUGGCUGAGUGCAGCCGCGCGAGCGGGAGCGGCGCUGCUGCUGCUGCUGCUCGUCGGCCUGCCGCUGGCCCUGCCGGGCCUGCUGCUCUGGCUGCUGCUGCAAGCCUGGCGCCGCCCCUUCUGCUACCAGCCCCCUCCGCAGUGCUGGGAGCCACCGGUGCCCUGGCGCCCCCCAGCUGAGCCCACUCGCUGCUUCAGCUUCCUCAGCGCCAACCUGUGUUUGCUCCCCGACGGGCUAGCACGCUUCAGCAACUUACAGCACAGCCAGCGGCGGGCCGAUGCUGUGAGCUCCGUGCUGCUCACCGGCCUGCGGCCCUCGCGCUAUGGGGCUACUGGCUGUAGCCCGCCACAGCCCGGGGCGCCUUGCGGGGUGCUGAUAGCCGCAGUGCCUGCGGGUCUGGACUUCGUGUGCCUGCAGGAGGUGUUUGAUCUGCGCGCAGCGCGCCGUCUGGUGAGCUGCCUGGCGCCCAAUCUGGGCCCAGUGCUGUACGACGUGGGCACGUUCGGCCUGCAGCAUGGGCCGCACCUCAAGCUGCUGGGCAGCGGACUGCUGCUGGCCUCGCGCUACCCGCUGUUGGGCGCCGUCUUCCGGUCCUUCCCCAACGCUCGGCGCGAGGACGCGCUGGCCUCCAAGGGACUGCUUUCUGCACAGGCGCAGCUGGGAAUCCUGGACGGGCGCCGUAUCGUGGGCUUCCUGCAUUGCACGCAUUUGCAUGCGCCGAGUGAGGACGGGCCCUUGCGCUGUAAACAGCUGACGCUGCUGCUGGACUGGGCUGAGCAGUUUGAGGCCGAGAGCCGCCAGAGUGACGACGCCGUGGCCUUCAGCGUGCUCUUGGGUGACCUGAACUUCGACAAUUGCUCGCUAGAUCACGCGCAGGAGCAGGAGCAUCAGCUCUUCAGCCGUUUCCAGGACCCCUGCCGCCUGGGCACACGCCGGGAGCAGCCCUGGGCCCUGGGAACGAUACUGAGCACUUCCAUGCUCCGCCAUUCUGUGGCCUGCUCCCCGGAGAUGCUGCGGAGGGCCCUGGAGCGGGAAGAAGGGCGCCACCGCUACCUGGCAGGCCCUCCCCACGGAGGCGGCCGGGCUAAGCCUUGGCAGGGCCGGCGCCUGGACUACAUCACCUACCGGGGAGCGCCCACAGGUCCGCUGAACCCAGUAAGUGCCAGAGUUCAGGGCGCUGGGCCCUCUGGCGCUGGGGCAACCCCUCAACCUGACUCCCGCCCCCAGGAGGUGGAACAGGUGACAUUCAGCACCGCCUUGGCGGGGCUCACAGACCACCUGGCCGUGGGACUUCGGCUCCGAGUUUCAAUGCCCUCCUAAGGCAGACACCGGCGCGAUUCGCCGCCGGGUGGAAAGACAGACAAGGACAGAGCGUGAGCAUGGCUGGUCGCUUCGGGAACAGGGCGACUUAAUGACUCUUUUAUUGUGUGGGCCCUCCCUCACACAGCCUCCUGGGCUCUGCGGUACUCGUAGACGCUGCCCCGCUCUGGAAAGGCCGAGGGCUGCUGGGGCGACCCCGGAGGUGGGGCAGGGUCCUGCGGGUCCCCGUAGCCCCCGCCACCUGGUGUGUGGAGGCAGAACACGUCCUGUGGAGCAGAGGGGCGGGUUCAGCGAGGGCAUGGUCACCGCCUGCCUCCCGCUGCAGUUCCAUCCCCACAGCCGCAUCCACGGCACUGGCCUGGGCCCCAGGGGCCGGGUGUCCAGCCCCCCUUCCUUCAGGAGCUAAAUUAAACUGGAAUUAUUUUUGCAA
Rhinolophus ferrumequinum (greater horseshoe bat) is the source of this 2104-nucleotide messenger RNA. RefSeq names its product sphingomyelin phosphodiesterase 5. The record is from RefSeq and is a predicted model, not a curated record. Gene Ontology annotation, cellular component: cytoplasm. Bases 178 to 1674 code for a protein of 498 amino acids. NCBI's taxonomy places the organism in Eukaryota, Metazoa, Chordata, Mammalia, Chiroptera, Rhinolophidae. The transcript has 7 exons. Gene Ontology annotation, molecular function: sphingomyelin phosphodiesterase activity. Gene Ontology annotation, biological process: sphingomyelin metabolic process.